AAGACCCUCCGUCGAACACGGACGUCGUCCCCAUUUUUUCUCGCCCUCGGUGCGUCGUCGUGUGGUCUGUGCCCGUGAAGACGUCGUCGGUCCUGAAACAAGAAGACGGAAGUGUCAUGCCACCGGGCCCGGAUAGUCGGAGUGGCCACCCGUAGCCGGAUGUGACGACGACAGGCGGUGCUGGUCGAUUCCUGUCGCCCCCCCAGAGGAGGAAGGUUUUUUCGCCUUCUGGGAGCAGCAGCAGCAGCCAUUUCUUUUGGUGGCGGAGCGCGUUUCUCCGCGCGAGAGCAGCCUUCUUUGGUUGCUCGCGUGUGUGUAUGUGUGUGUUUGUGCUGCACUGGUGUGAGUGAGAAGGCGCACACGUCCAGAAUAUCUCACUCUACGAAGAAGAAGAAGUAGCAAACCGUGGAAGAGUGCGCGCCGUGCUGCCGGAAGAUUUUUAUUCUCAAAACCAUCAACGAAAGUGUGUGUGUGUGUGUAUGUUUGUGUGCACACACGGUGUGCGCAAUCCAGAUAGUGUGCGGUGAGGGGGUGGAAGCAAGUGGGGGAGUAGUGACGGUAGUUUACAGCUUUGAGCAGUGAAGGAAAGAAAAAUAACAGUGAAAAAUACAAAAAAAAACAUACACACGGGCACGUCGAAGAGAGUUCCCACCCCGUGAGUGAAUGAGGGUGGUGUUUGUGGGUGUGUUUUGAAGGGAACAACAACAACAACCAGAGUGGAGUGUUUUGGAUAAGCGGAAGUUAAGCCCUACUGGCUGUUGAGGGACGGCGAUAAGGGCAGAUGGUUGGAUUAAGAAGGAACGCCAGAGGUGGCAGAGGACAUCGCGACGAUGAAGCUGUUUGCCACCGCGAUGGACGAUGCUGAGGCGAGGAGCAAUAGAUUGCCAUUAACAAUGCUACCAAUAUCUGGGAAAAGGUUGCCUUGAAGAUUGAAUACUCUACGGACGGAAGAAGGAAGAAGGAACGGUGUAAACAAUUAUUUAUUUUUAAGAGUGUGACAAGAGAACAAAACAAAACGCAAAGCAAAAAGAUGGCAACACCAAACUACAAAGAGCUUAAGCUGCAGUCGCCGGCCGGCGCGGAACCGUUCCUGUACAACUGGCCGUUCUCGAUCGGCGGCGGCCACGACAACGGCAUCGAGCUGAUCGAGAACGUGCGGUGGGUGUGCGAGGACAUGCCGGAGAUCAAGUCCGCCAUCGAGGAGAUCAACCUGAACGAGCUCGACACGGGGGACUUUGACGCGAUGAAGAACCUGUGCGAUCGGUUCAACAAGGCCAUCGACAGUGUGGCGGCGCUGGAAAAGGGUACCUCGCUUUCGAGUCAGCGGUUUACGUAUCCCUCGCGGGGUCUUCUGAGGCACAUCAUUCAACAGGUGUACAACCAGGCGGUUGUAGAACCGGAAAAGUUAAACCAGUACGAACCGUUUUCACCUGAAGUGUACGGCGAAACGUCGUUCGACUUGAUCUGCCAGAUGAUCGAUCAAAUUAAGAUAACCUCGGACGAUGUGUUUGUGGAUCUGGGCUCGGGUGUGGGGCAGGUCGUCCUGCAAAUGGCCGCCUCAACGCCGGUAAAGGUGUGCUACGGAAUCGAGAAGGCGGACGUUCCGUCUCGGUACGCCGAAGGAAUGAACGCCACGUUCAAGAUGUGGAUGCAUUGGUUUGGGAAAAAGUACAGCGACUACGAGCUGAUCAAGGGUGACUUUCUGGCCGAUGAACAUCGGGAGAAAAUAACCGCUGCGACGAUCGUGUUUGUGAACAACUUUGCGUUUGGACCGAACGUCGAUCAUCAGCUGAAGGAGCGAUUCGCGGAUUUGCGCGAUGGCGCAAGGAUAGUGUCGUCGAAAAGUUUUUGUCCGUUGAAUUUUCGAAUAACUGAUCGAAAUCUAAGUGACAUCGGGACGAUCAUGCACGUUAGCGAAAUGUCCCCACUGCGCGGGUCCGUGUCUUGGACCGGAAAACCCGUAUCGUACUAUUUGCACAUAAUCGAUCGCACCAAACUGGAGCGGUACUUCCAGCGAUUGAAAACAAAGGGAGGUGACAACGAGGGACCCACCAGCAGUACAACUACUCGAGCGUCCCGCUCGAAGAAGGACACGGUCCCGAAACAGCCAGUCAACAAUGACGAAAGCACGUCGGAUAGCGAUGCGGACGAUCCCGGACCUACGCAAGCUCCUCCACCUCCGCCCAGGAAACCGUGGUCGGGUUGGUGUAGUGGCAAAGAAAAGAGCAGCCAAUCCGAGGAGGAAAAUAACAACUCUCCGGUGCUCCGGAACGGCCGCAUUCCGGUGGCAACGAAGAAGCGAAGGAAAAUCACCCGGACGAAAACUGCCAAGAAAGAACCGGUGGCGCCAAAGGACAUGGUUGAUAUCAUCAUACCACAAAUGCCCAUUGAUGCACAAGGCGUUGGCGCGAAGAAACGUGGCCGCGGAGUCAAGAAGGGACGACAGCGGCGGGCACUCAAGAUCAACGGUCUCGAUUUGCUGCACAGCGAAACCCUGCUAAGUACCUCAGAUCAAGCAAUCGGCAAGCGGCUUCCACCGGCGCCGGGCUGCGUCGAUCAGCUGCUCACUUCGCUAGCUGGAGACAUGCAGCACACCGAGCUGGACAUUCCGGAAGCACCCUCGGAAACACCGUACGCAUUACAGAUUCUACUGGACCUGUUCAAAACUCAGUUUAUGAAAGCAAUCGAAUCCUUCCGAAAACCUUCGUACAAGGAUAACGUUCAGCAGCAGAUCGAACGCGAAAAGGAACGCAACCAACGGCUGCUGAAUCGCGCCGGUCAGCUGGAAAAGCAAAUCAAAGUCCUCAUCGAUGACAGCGUGGCCCUGCUAAAGGCACGCAUGAACGAACUGGGCAUUAGCACAACCAGUCAGAACGAUCUGCUCUGCAAAGCGAAGGAAAUCGUCGGACGACACAAAGAACUCCAGGUGAUGGCAGCAAAACUGCAAAGCCAAGUCACCACCAUCGAGCAGGAGCAGAAACGGAUAGUGAUGCAACACAUGCACCGAAUCGCCGACAAGUACAUCAAGACCGAAGAGGUCGAGCUAACACCCAAGACUUCCCAGGAAAUGGUGCUAAAGGAGAUCGCCAACACGCUCUCCCAAAGAAAGAAACUGUGCGCGCAAGUUUCGUCGCUCGAAAACGAACUCAACAUAAUCGACAAACUUGCCGAAGAGCGCAAGGCCAACCCGGUUCUAACCGUUACGACAGUCGCUCAGCAGAAGGAACCCUCCCAACACCAACCCCAACCGCAACAACAACAGCAGCAGCAGCAAUACCACCAAUCUCGCGUCGAUCAGCAGCAUCACCACGCGAGAGAACAUCCGGCGACGGUACACUCGUCGCAACCGGCCGCCGCUCACGUGACGUCGCAUCCACCGUCGAAGCACAGUUCCGGGUCGUCGCGGUCACAGCGCAAGUCGCGCGAAAACCGAACCCGCUCGCAAGAGUGGCCGGAAAUUCCCGAUAUCGGAAAGAUCGAGGAAAACAAUCCGGAGAUAUUGGCGCAAAAGAUUCUGGAAACUGGCCGUCAGAUUGAGGCUGGCAAGUUGCGGAAUCAAAAGGAGCGAGAAACGAAGAAUCAUCACAUGCAGCAGCAACAGCAUGCGUCGAUUCCUCCGCAGCAGUCUCAGAUCCAUCACCCGGGCGAUGCUGCGCUCAUGCCGGCCCCACCAACCCUGAACAAAUCCCAUCACCGUAACAGUAACAGCAGCAACAACAACGCAAGCGCAAACAAUACUGCCAACCUAGCGAAAACUUACGUACCUGGUUCAUCUGUCGUCGGGGCAGAAAUGUCGAGCGUCAAGGCGGAACCCCGCGCCAAACUGCAAGACUCGCACAAAGUCGUCAACUUUGAGGAUCGACUCAAGAGCAUCAUCACGUCGGUGUUGCAAGGUCCACCCAAAACAAUCUCCGCUAGCCAGCAGCAGCCACCGCCAACUCAGCAGGUUCAAAUGGUGCAACAGCAGCAGCAACAGCAUCCGCAGAUGAUGCUGGCGCACGGAACGGAACACAUAUCGCCCGGGAAAGGAUCCUCCUCGUACGGUAAAACGGUGUACCUCCAAUCUGGUCCACCGACGAGUUCGAUGCACAGCGGCGGCACCAUCCACGACAUGUCCUCGCGAAGUAGUGGCCAACAUCAGCUACCUCACCCGUCUUCGUCGCAGCCGCCGCAUCAUCUGAACGCCUCGACCACAAUCGCCACCGCUCCCGUAUCGCCGUACAAGGUGGUGCAACCGCACGGCGGUAGCCAAAGUACGAAAAUCUCACCGAGUUCCAAGUACUACCAGAAGGGAAUGUCUGCAAGCUUGAACCACCACUCGCCUGGGGCGGGUGCCGCGAACAACAACACCAGCACUCAUCAGCAGAUCCUGCAGCAACAGGAGCGCGAGGCACGCGAGCGUGAAAUGCGCCAGAAUCCGGUCGUCAUGCAGCAGCACUACGGUGGCCAACCUCAUCCGGCGAUAGAUCCACAUCACCUGCUGCACCGUGGCGGCGUCACCAUGGACGGCAAGCUGGAGUUCAAAGCACCGGAGCAAUCGUACCGGUACGAUCCUCGCAAUCCCGUUGAAGCGCCGAUUUACCAGAGCCACUCGCGAAGUUCUUCGGUCACCUCGUUGGACGGAGACUACCCACCUGGUCCGGGUGGAAACGUGCGCUACAUUGGCGUCCCAACAGCCCAGCAGCAACAGCAGCAGCAACAACGCGAUCGCGAUCAGCGAGAUCAGCAACUCGGCGGAAACAACUCCCGCCCCGGAUCGUCCUCAUCGCAGCCCGAUUAUACGCAGGUGUCGCCGGCAAAGAUGGCUCUCAGAAGGCAUCUUUCGCAGGAAAAGCUGACCCAUCCGGGGAUGCCGGCGAGCGGCGGAGGCGGUUCCACAGUCAAAACCAUCGGCGAUCUGGUAAACGGGGAGAUCGAGCGCACGCUGGAAAUCUCCAACCAGUCCAUCAUCAACGCGGCGGUCAACAUGAGCACGACGGCAAGCCAGGCGGCGGCUGCGAUUCAUACCGUCAUCAAUACGAAUGUGCAGCGACCCGAGCGGGUCAGCAUCCGGGUGCUGGAGGAGCUCGGAUUGAAUGGCGGUGUUCAGACCACGUUCAGUCCGGUUUCGCGCCCCAACAGCAACGAAACGAGCAAAUCUCCGGUGCAUCUGCACGGCCAAAGCAACCUGGCCACGCUGGCCCAAGUUGCCACCUACAACAACAAGAAACCACCGGCGCCAGCGGCGUCCUCCUCGCAGCAGCAGUACAGCACGUACCAAACCGGCCGAGGACCCCAGGAUAAACCUCCGUCGACGAGCUACCCGGCGCCCGGCGAACGUGUCGAAGCACCGCCGUACAUGGCUCUUCCGCGGGCCGACAUGAAACCGUACCUGGAAUCGUACUUUAUCGAUGAACACAAACGGCAGCAGCAUCAGCAACAGCAGACGCAGCAACAGUUGCACCGCCAAGGGUCGCCAGCUAUGGCGGCCCAGGCCCAUCAUCAUCCAACGGCUGCACACCAUCCACCGCCACAGGCCAGUGCUCGCGGCAACGAUCACCAUCAUCGGAGCCAUCCGGCGCCGGUUGAUCGCCGUGAAGCGCCGAUGGCGCCGCACCUGAUGGACGAUCGGAUGGACCGACUGAACGGAAGCCCGCCGCUGGAAGGUCUGGCCGCAAGUCUUCAAGCGCGCGUAAUUGCCCAGCUCAAGAGCAAGGAGGAAGACGAAGAGCGACACCGUCGGGCCGACCUGAUGGCGAUGCACAACUCCGGCCCCGUCGGAAGCAAUAGCAUACAACUAGUACAAACACCUCACCUGAAAGUCGAUAAAUACCCAUCUGGGCUGAAGCGCACCUCGCCCAUUAUCGAGAACCCGCCGCGACCUCCCAAGAUGCUGUACACCGACUGCUCGGACGUAAUGAUCACGCCGGAGCUGUUGCACGCCGCCAGCCGAGGAGUUUCGGGCCCGUCGCGCAACAUGGCACUGAUGAGCCCGGAGAUAAACUCACUGACGACGGUCGGCGAUGAUCGGCACCAUCUGCUGCGCCACGGCAGGAACGACGUCGACGAUGACGUUGGGGACGAUGAAUCGAGCUGGCACGACCGCGUCAGUUCCGGGUUCGAUCGGUUGGUGGCGUUUGCGUCGACGGAGCUGGACAAAACGCGUCGAUCGAACGAGGACGCGCCGCCCUCGUCCACCAGUUGCACUACCUCGCCGGACUCGGGCAUCAACCAGAGUGACCACAGCCGCACCUUCCUGUCGUCUUCUUCGUCCUCGUCGCAGCUGGACGUGCCACCGAGCAGUGUUAGUGCGGGAAGCGGAAGCAGCAGUAGCAGUGGCGGCAUGAUGAAGCACAUUGUUCCAAUCAUCAAGUCCUCGCCGGCGGAACCGGUCGAAAGUCCUCCACUGUCGGACGUUGGACUGCCACGGACGCCCAGCCCCUCGUCGAGUCCACCGUUGAUGUAUCAUCAGUCUGCUGCGGCCGCGUCUGCAGCAGGUCCUCCUUCGGCAGCUGCGACUGCCAAUCUCAUGCACGGAAGUAACAGCCUCAAGAUCCCGCUCAAGUACCAGCGCCAAUCGAAGGUAUCUUCGGAGAAGCACUACAAGAAAAAGUUCCGCGAACGCAACUGGGAAGAGUACGAGGAAAGUCUAAGUGGACGGCUCAGCUCGACGGGCAGCGCGGAACCGUUAGACCAGGACUUUACCGAUGGAUUCGGGGGUGGUUCGGCAGGGACAAGUGGUGGCGCCACGAUGGCGGUGGGACCUCCGCUAGAUGGAGGAAUUCAACAGGGAACGACGAUGACGACGACUGCCACCACCAACAGCAAUGACCAGCACCAUCACCACCACAAGCACAAGUCGGCCAAAUUUCGCCCAAAGGGAAAGGAUUGGAACUGGGACGACGAACACUCGAACACAUCCUCCUCUAGCUCUAGGCACCGACCGGGCAACACUUCGACAUGAGACGCUGUGGCUAGAAAGCAGCAGUAGCAAGCAAGCCGUUCCUUCACAUUUGACGACAUUUUCAUUUAGGUGUACGAGUUAUCUCUCCCAGAAGCCAUAACCGCCAAGCAAUUGCUCAAUAUUUUCGGUGACAAACAAAUUAGCUUAGAAGAACCUUGUUUGAAAGACUGAAUUCUGACUAAAAUUAACUUUUAAUAUAUUUAUACACAAUAAAGUUUCCAAAUUGUCGACAGUCGUGGAGUCAUCUCUCAUCUUUGAAACUACAUUUAAACCUGCCACCUCCGGUUGCUGUACGGUCACAAACUUCAACUUUAAUUUUACCGCAAAUCUGUUCGGAGCUUGCAGUUGAACUGAUGCACAGUUCGUGUUCACAAAGUUAAUUUGAGCAAUUCUCGCAAGGAUAUCCAGGGUUUUUUUUUUUGUUACUCAAGAAGCCAUUUCAAAACACUGGUUCGUUCAUUCAUUUUUAACAUUUGCCAUUUUGGCAAUACAUACAAAACAACCAUAAAAAUUUAUUUUAAUAUCAGAGUUUCUAAUCGACUUUGUUAAUCAACCUAAAAUAAUUUUUGUUCAGUAUCUUGCAUAUAACACAUAAAUUUUAGGCAAUCUAGGUACUUGAAGUUCUCGUAUUUGUUGUUUGGGAGGUGCAAGUUCUGUGAAAAGUAAUUACGCUUUUCGGUACUUGCAGUUCACCUCCGUGUUCGGGAAGCGCUUUUCCGGUGACCAACUUCAUUCAUUCUAGGUUCUUAAAGUUUACGUCGGCACUAGAGAAGCACACAUUUUGCUCCGUGUUUAAAUCACGUUGAAAAUGUUUUAAAACUUUGCAUUGUUUCGAAAGUUAACAAAUGAACAUUGACCGGUUUUUGAUAUUUAGCUUGCUAUUGCUAUAUAGCUUGAUAAAAAAUAAUAAAAAAAAAAACAUUUAAAAAUUGUUGAUUUUUUUUUGCACAUCUGAAAAAUAAAAUCUCAACUUCAACAAAAUUUAUCAGAAAGUUCAUCGUUAUUUUUUAAAUUAUUUUCAUAACAUUUUCUGCCAAAUUGUAUGGACGAACUUAUUGUGCAAACCGACUUCUUUAGCCAUACAGAAAAAAAACUCACAAAGGUUAGAUCAAACUUAAAAGUUCUAAAAUUAACACUGUUCACAGCCCUGGAGAAUUGCCCAUCCGUCAUUCCUCGCGUUGACUUAUUCCCAAAACGCGAGCUCAAUUAAAUUCAAAACAAACCAUACUGCCACACUACUCUGUUGUUGGAUCGUUUACAGUCAAUUACAGUUUCAGUUUAGUAGAGCUAAGUUGCACCCCCCAAACCACAACAACAAAAUAAAUAAAAACCUUGUCUGUCGAAUGUGUAUCGAAUGAAGCAAAGCAUGUGGUUCUAGAUUCUACUUUAGCGAAACGAGCGGACCGCGUUUACAAUCGAUCGUCCCGAGCCAUUCUAGUAACGUACAAAUAUGCAACUAAGUAACAACACAAAUGCGUGGAGAAAAAAUAUAUUUGUUGGUAAACGAAAACACAAAGCAAACAAAAAAAGGCAUUCGUAUUGAACAUGGGACAUAAAUUUGCCCAAUUUUUUACGAGUAAAUUAGAGGAAAUCAUUGGAAAAAGGUAGCAAUUGACAAGCAGAAUGCAUAAAAUAAUAAUUAUCUAGAUUCUUUAGAUUGAACGGAUGGAAUGAGGCGGCCAAAAGCAUCUUAUUUUCAUCUUUUAAAAGAAUAAACAACUUAGAUCUUAGCAGGGAAACGAACAAGUUGCAAAACACCUCAGAUAUCUACACAUAUUUUUAUGGAUUUCCGAGAACAUUAGAUUACAUACAUGUGUAACAGUGCUGUACAUAGAGUAACAUAAUACUUUGCGAUGGUUUUAUUUUUAGUUUUUGUUUUAAAUGCCCACCCCUCCGAGUGGUGCAAUUGCAAUCAUUUCUUAUUCAAUUGACGAUAAGUAGCCAAUCAUUUAUUUCUCGCUGUAGCUUUACGGUUGUUAAGAAAAAUUAUGCACUAGGCAGAACUGCAGAAAAACUGCAAGGUAAAAAACCAUAUUUAAAUUAUACAUACACUGCAUACUCACAUGAAAAUAAUCGAAACAAAAUAAAAACACUACCAACCAGAUGCCCCAAAUCGAUACAGUUUAUAUAUAUUUCUACGGGUUUGGUUCGAACAUCCACCUCUAGAAACUGUUUUAAAAAGCAUAGUUUAGCCAAGCACAAACUCGGCUUAUCAUCCCACACAAACAAACACACACCCCAACAAGGAUGCUAAACUUGGGAUAUCGCGAGAAAAAAAAAACACGUAAAAUAAUGCAUUAUUAAACAGCAAAACAAACAUACAAAUAUGAUCUAAAUAAAAACUACCUUGAUCGAUAAGUAAUGUAAUUUUAUAGAAUUUUAAGCCUAAAUCAUAAAUACAAAGUCCCUUCUCCACGAGAGGAUGAGUAACGUUCGACAACACUCAGCAAUUCGUAACGCACCCCGCGCGCUCCGUUAUUAGGUUGACACUCUAAAAAAAAAAGAAAGAAAGAGUGAAACCCAAUAAGCAUGUCGCGAAAAUGGGUACUGUAGCAAAACAGAAAAAAUAAAAUGUAAUUUAUUGUGAGUACUCUAAGUAUGUAACAUAGUUCGAUUAAUUUAUGGAAACCAACGUGAUUUCGCUCUUGUUAGGUUAUUUCUUUUUAUAUAAUUUUAUUUAUAAACAAAAAAAAACAUUUUUUGUCUCAUGUUAAAAUAAAUCGGCACCGUAAUCCGUAAUCAGGCGAAACUUUGUGAGCUAGGAUAUUUGUUUGCGAGCUGAAAAAAGAAACUAAUAUGAAUGCAAGUAGUAAUACGCAGAAGGAAGAGAAAUAAAAACUAGGCGGUACAACCUAAGUAGUUCCAUUUUAUUAUGAUUGAAAAAAGGUGACAUCUACUGUACUAUUAUUACACCAAUAACUAAAAUAUAAUUAAAAAAAUAUUAAGAGAAAAAUAAAAUCCAUGCUAUCACA
Culex quinquefasciatus (southern house mosquito) is the source of this 9915-nucleotide messenger RNA. It is a transcript of the gene gpp, whose product is annotated as histone-lysine N-methyltransferase, H3 lysine-79 specific. Gene Ontology annotation, biological process: regulation of transcription regulatory region DNA binding; DNA repair; DNA damage checkpoint signaling. Gene Ontology annotation, cellular component: nucleus. The transcript is spliced from 8 exons. Gene Ontology annotation, molecular function: histone H3K79 methyltransferase activity. The record is from RefSeq and is a predicted model, not a curated record. NCBI's taxonomy places the organism in Eukaryota, Metazoa, Arthropoda, Insecta, Diptera, Culicidae. The coding region runs from base 1031 to 6943 and encodes 1970 amino acids.